Messenger RNA from Oreochromis niloticus (Nile tilapia), 2254 nucleotides. RefSeq lists its product as uncharacterized. The record is from RefSeq and is a predicted model, not a curated record. Bases 316 to 1047 code for a protein of 243 amino acids. NCBI's taxonomy places the organism in Eukaryota, Metazoa, Chordata, Actinopteri, Cichliformes, Cichlidae. The transcript is spliced from 7 exons.
GCUAUUAGAUGUUAAGUAUUACCCUAAAAAUCCUUCAUCUGUUGAAACACACACAAAGUUUUAUUUGACUGCUGUUUUGUAUUAUGUAAAAAUAAAUUGCUAAAAUCAGACAACUUAUGUUUUUCAGGUUAAAAUGUAUUGUCUAUUCUGUGGAUUUAAGUUUGAGAACUUGACAAAAUUUUGCUGUUCCUGUGGAAAAGACACAAGUUUUGUACCAGCUAAAGAUGCUGCCACGGCAGCAGAACCUGAAGACUCAAGUGCCAAAUCAGUUGUUCAGUAGUUCAGUACCAUGAAGGUAAAGAGGCAGAAAGGAGGAUGUUCUCAAAAUCCAAAAAGAAAUCAAAGAAAAUAGUGAAGAUUUCUGUUGGGAUCAUGAACAAAACAAAGACUGGCAUGAGACCCAUAAGAGGGAAAACACUACCAUUAAAUAUUGAACCGAGCUGGUCAUCUGAGAAGCUCUUGGGUGCUGCCAUUAAAAAACUGAAAGAUUUCAACCAAGAUAUGGAAGAUGGAGAAUACAUCCUGCUCUACCCUGAUGGCUCUCAAAUAAAAAAUAUUCCAGGAACUGGCACACCCUUUACAAUUGAACUCUCCAAAGAGGCCAUUGGAAAGUCUUACCAAAGAAUUAAACUAUUUUUCUGCACCCUUGAAGAUUUUUUGUCAGAAUGUCACCUUCAAUCCCAACCAUCUGAUGUGCAAGUUCAGAGUGGUACAGGAUCUCAAAUGGCAUCCACAUCAGCAGAACAUACUUCAAGUUACAAUAUGUAUACCAAUAUCUAUGCACCUGUCGUUAUUGACAGCAGUUCUUCAGAUUCUGAGGGAGAGAAACUGCAAAAGGAAAACUGGUUGAAGCCAGGUGAUUGGGUUCUUGUCCGAGUACUUCAAAGGAAAAAUUGGAGCUCGCCACGGUGGGAGGGUCCAUACCAAGUGCUUCUGACCACUCCGACUGCCUGCAAAAUAGCAGAGAGACCCUCCUGGAUACAUCAGAGCCACUGCAAAAAGGUUGAGGUCCCAGGAAACUCCGACACCCCCGAGGAAGCAUAUUAGGGAAAUCUCACCCACACUUGAUUGCUUCAGUGGUGAGGGGGAAGUGCUGAUCGGGCGCCUGUAGGGAAUUGCUCGCACUUCAACCUCCAGCUGCUGAUCAACUCUAGGGUAGCCAAGUGACAGGGUGUGAUGGACCUGUGUGCAACCAUGGGAAGGUGCACCCUCCUGAUUACCUUGACCAUGACGCUCACUCUUACAGGACCCCAGCUGAUGCCAACAACAGCUGAACUACGAGGCAGAUAGAAAAGAUGGACGCACGACAACUCCCACCUAAGAGACAUGACACAAGAUCACAUCCAUCCGUGGAUGAACAAUGCCUGGUACCGCUACAUCCACGACAGGAUCAAGGCAGAAUCAGCAAAUACAGACUGUUAUGUCUGUUCUCAUAUGCCCAGCACGUCGACACACCCCACACUAUAUGUGUUCUUGGACCACACUUUCAGGAUGAUCGCAGUAAACACCACUUCUACAGCGCGCCGGAAAAGAAGAUCAACGUUCCCUAAACUUCAACCACAUGACCCGAUAUGGGGAAGCGACGGACCUGAGGAAUUCAAAUUAUGGACUACUGGACAGAAAGUACUCCAUUCAUUGUUCCCCUGGGUGGGAACUGGAAAAAACAUGCUGAGGAUUGAAACUCUGGACUACCGUUUUGGACUCUUCUUGAACGCUUUGUGCAAGAUCAACAAACAGCAGAAUCAGGAAAUUGAUGCAUUAUGGAUUGCAGUGAUGCAACAUCAAGGAGCCCUGGACAUGAUUACUAGCAGAGAAAGGGGACUUCGCGUCCUCUUCAACAACAUCUGUUACACAUACAUACCAGACAAUGUACACUCAUCAAAUAUGACUGAUGCUUUGAAUGCCUUGAGAGAGAUCCAGCAGGCUCAUAAUCAGGACUAUGUAAGUGAUACAAGUAACUGGUUUUCUUGGCUUUACACUGGCUCCUGGCUACAGGUGCUAAAAAGACUACUCAUUGGAGUAUUUUUACUUUUAUUUUGUGUCUUUGUAACAUGUAUACUACCAUGUCUAAAACUCAUGAUUAACCGCAUAAUAUUUUCCACUGUUGCUGCAUACAUAGCCGUGAAAGGUGAUGAUAAUGACCCCGACCUGUUGGAAUGUGAAGACUUUGUGUGAUUAAUGACGAUGUAACAGAAAAUGUAUAACAAGAUGUUACAUACUGAUAUCUCACUUAAAAGUUACACUGACAACAGGA